Molecule: messenger RNA, 1131 nt
Organism: Cylindrotheca closterium
Lineage: Eukaryota; Bacillariophyta; Bacillariophyceae; Bacillariales; Bacillariaceae
Source: the annotation of a GenBank genome assembly
AUGAUGGACCACUCUUCAUCCAAUUUGAAGUCCUUUGACAAUCCUCGACCAUACGACGUUCUAUGCGGUAGGAACCGCAAUUCCUUCAACAACAUUGGAAACCGUAGAUUUCGCAUUACCAUCAGCAUGAAUGUGGAAAAGUACAAUGCCAUGCGUUCUCGUCAUGAACGAAGCAAAUUUAUUGCGAGUCUUGCUCAGACCAUGAGGUACGAAGUUGGUUUUCGCUUUCUCAAGCGCAAGGAGGGAGGAGCGAAGAAUGCACAAACGGUGGAACUCACGAAUUAUGAGAUUCGAGCCAAGAUUGGACACGCGUUGAGAGAUCUUUCGUCUAAUACGAAGGAAGAUGGCAGUGGUCGUACUACUACACCUGAAUCCAAGGUUCUAAGACCUGGUCCAUACCAGAAGCAAGACAAGAAGGCACUCAGGAUGGUUUCUUCCUCUGCCUCUUUGGUGACACUAUCAUCCGCGUCUACAAUGUCAUCGGCGCAAUCCACCUUGGAUGGUAGCAAGCCAACAACAGCUAGCAUGUCCACUCCAUGUCCCGCACCAGUAACUGCUUCAUCGGCUCAAAUUAGAGUAUCCUCCGCUCCCAGCAGUGUGGCCACGAUUGAAGAACAACCAGUCACUUUGAAUGCCCAAAAGGCCGGUGCUGGUGCUCUCGAUCAGAUUUGCUCCCCCAGUCCUCCUGUGCACCUCAUGUUGUCCAAGCUUCCUCAGGCGGAACAAGAAACCACGCCGUUGCAAUCAAAUCUACUUCUAGACAACAACUUUAUGACAGUAUCACCAGACACCGACCAAGAAAGGGGGAAACUCCCGUAUCAUCCACUCUUGGAUCAUAUUGGAGAAGGAUAUACGACUCAACAUAGCCUAUUGGAUGCAUGUCAACAGAGCCUAUUGAAUCCACCUCCCAUGUAUUUGAUCCCUUCGCUAGUAGACGAAGAAGAUGAACUGGAUGAUUUUUGGACAACCUCGGACGAGCUCCUACAAAACGAACACUCGGCACUGGCUCCAGCUACUAGUCCCAUGUCCGUUGGUAGCUACUGCUGCGAUACUUCUAUAAGUCGACCAUCGUCGUCUGCUUGGCUCUCCGAUACCACGAUGGAAAACAUUUCCUUGGUCAACGACGACUAA